AUGGAUUCAACCAGCCAAAACGCUACUCCUGUAUAUGGUCAAGGGUCUAACCCUUCCGGCCAAACAGAAACGAAUCGAUAUGCUCCAAGCGGAUCAGCUCCUGUGAGACUGCAAUGCUCCAUAUCUACAUCAGAUAUGGGAAAUCUCGGAACUGCUGCAUCUGCAGCUCGUUCGGGUGUGAAUAACCCGAGUCUGAACACCGGAACUCUGGUCGGAGGAAACCCAUACAUCUGGCGGAGCUGCAGAAAACGUUGGAGCUCCUGGUCGAGAGAACUUGAAUUAGGAAACGACUUUCCAAGCCUUGAUGGAGAGAACUCGAAAUCAGGAAACGACUUUCCAAACCCUGAUGGAGAGAACUGGAAACCAGGAAACGACCUGCCAAGCCCAGUCGCAAGGAUUCGAGAGCAACUUGAACGAGGUCCGUCUCUGGAUGUUCCCCGUAGCUCGACUCGCGAACGAGAAAAUGGACGCAAAACGAGCCCGUUGCACCGCACGCAUCUCAACUUCAAGCCCUCAGCUGGAACCCCGGGAACAGGGAACCAGAACCAGAUGUUCCUACACGCAGGAGUUCUCCCCGGUAGAUCACACCAUCAAACCCCGAUCCUUAACAGAUCAAACUCGCAGGGAGCAUCAGUUCGCGAGAACGAGCAGCUCCCACCGCCACCUCCGACUGUGCUCGGAUCGAAUCUGACACCAGCAACAGUCGCUUCAGCAUCGAAAGGCGCGACAGCCUCUCUGUCAUCAAGCAUCGAGCAGAGGCUUGAUAAUAUUAAUCAACAAAAUAUCGAAAGGAAUGCUUUAACUUUCGAACAGCUAAAGUCAUAUGUGCAUGCAGCUACGAGCUCUGCACCGACAUCGAUUUAA
Molecule: messenger RNA, 864 nt
Organism: Microthlaspi erraticum
Lineage: Eukaryota; Viridiplantae; Streptophyta; Magnoliopsida; Brassicales; Brassicaceae
Source: the annotation of a GenBank genome assembly